AUGAGUCUGGUCCAGGACAGCAGCAGCCCUAUGCCUACACUUCACUGCGCUAGCCUCGCCACGCCAGCCAGCCGCCAGCGAGAGGCAGCUGCGCAUCACACGGGGGAGAAGCUGUACCAGUGCAACCAGUGCGGGAAGAGCUUCGGCCAGUUCUGCAGCCUCAAGCGCCACCAGAUGGUCCACACGGGGGAGAGGCCGUUCCCUUGCCCCCACCUCCACCAACCUGAAGGUGCACCAGAGCGUCCACACCGGGAGAAGACGUUUCGCUGUUCCAUGUGUGGCAAGAACUUCUCCUUCCUCAGCAACCUGAUCGGCACAAGCCUCUGCACACUGCCAUGUAAACCCAAACCCUAA
Seriola dumerili (greater amberjack) is the source of this 354-nucleotide messenger RNA. RefSeq names its product zinc finger protein 436-like. The transcript has a single exon. Lineage: Eukaryota; Metazoa; Chordata; Actinopteri; Carangiformes; Carangidae. The record is from RefSeq and is a predicted model, not a curated record. Gene Ontology annotation, biological process: regulation of transcription by RNA polymerase II. The coding region runs from base 1 to 354 and encodes 117 amino acids. Gene Ontology annotation, molecular function: DNA-binding transcription factor activity, RNA polymerase II-specific; RNA polymerase II cis-regulatory region sequence-specific DNA binding.